AUACGCAUUGACAAUUCUAUUGUACAUAUGACAAUUCGUGACAUAUGUGAUUUUGGCGGGUUCUUAACAAAAUUUGUUUAUCGGGUAAUUUACAGUCGUUCAUUGUUAUUCGUGAAGUUAAUAGGAACGGUACUCUCGUACGUGUUUUAAAGUGUAUAGAAAGUAUGAAACGAAGAAUCUCUCCAGUCAUUAAACCUCCCAGUAAGAUUUUGGAAUUAGACGCAAAAUGUGUUCGGCCAACUGAAGCCGGCAUUGCCCUACCGGUCUCGAAUGAAUUAAACAAUAAUGCAACUAAUGCUGAAUUAACGAUGGAGUGGGAUGACGAAUGGCCUGAUGUAGAGUUCGAUGUAAAAGAAAAGCAUUUCACCUUGGACUUGUCAACAUGGAAAAGGUGCGUAGUGUUAAACGUUGAGGAAUUAAGAAAUACGCAUGUUAAAGUAACUUUAGAAGAUAAACGAUGUAAAGACAAAGCUAUAUGCCAUCUUUUACCGCCAUGGAACAUGAUUGAAGGCAUCGCACCAGGGCUAACAAUAUCUGUGUUAGCUACCAAAGAACAUGAAACUUCCGAACACUUUGUAGUAAAUUCUGACAGCGGUUUCUUUGUCAUGGAUUCGGAUAUACUAAUAUCCGGUACCACAGUGGUGAGCUCACUGUUUUGCCAACGCCGUGGGGUUUUACAGGAAUUGUUCCGCAUAUCCGAGUUAGAGAAUACACAGAUGAUUAUUGGCACGUUAGUACAUUGUAUCUUUCAACGGUGUUUAUUAAACAAAUCCUGCCAAUCACUAAAAGAAAUACAAACAAUUGCUGAAUCUGUUAUGAAAUCCCGAAAAAUUAUUUCCUCACUGCAUGCUGCGAAGAUGAGCAUCCAAGAAGCGUUUUGCUUAAUAGAACCAUAUCUUGAGGAAAUACACAUUUUUAUAAAGAAACAUCUUCACCUCCUACCAAUAGAUAAACAAUUGUCGUGCGAAAAUUAUCGUGAUUCUGAUAAAAUUUCGAUAUGCGAGAUAAAUGACAUUGAAGAAAACAUCUGGUGCCAUCAACUAGGAAUAAAGGGCAGGAUUGAUGCAACGGUUUCCGUAGUUCGUGAUAAUGCUACUAAACGUGAAAUAAUGCCAUUGGAAUUGAAAACGGGUCGAGCAACGUAUUCUUUCGAACACCUCGGACAGUUGGCGUUAUACGAAAUGAUGAUGGAACUUGUUGGUCACGACGUUACUGCCGGCCUGCUGGUUUACUUGCGGGAUGGAAAAUGUAGCCGUGUAGCAUCAAACCGCAACAUGAAGCGGGAUUUGAUUAUGUUACGAAAUGAAGUUACCCGAUUUUUUAGUACGUGGAUGAUUCCAUAUGAUAUAGAUAACACGAACUGUGUCGAAGCAAUGCCGCUGAAACCUACACUGCCAGCACCUAUCAAUAAUGUACGAGCAUGUGCGAAAUGUCCAUACAGCACGGUUUGCGUCGCUUUAUCUAAACGAGAACAUGAAUCUCGCACCAAUGCUACAAAACAUGAAUUUUCGUUGAUUGCAGACACAGCGUGCGAGCAUCUAAGAAACAGUGACAUUGAUUACUUCAUUCGGUGGACUGGAUUGAUCUAUCUGGAGAUAAAAGAAUCAUCUCAGUCCCACUCUGCACGAAAUAUUUGGAAUUUAACGCCCAAGGAACGAUCAGAAAAUGGUUGGUGUAUUGCUGGGCUUACUCUCUGUACACCGGUGCAUGCUAUAGAUGACUUAUACUUUCACACGUUUACAUUGAAUGAACAACCUUCAAAUGGUUUUGACCCUGUUGCGGAAAAAAAUAAAAAAGUGGCUCAAAACAUUGAUACUUUUCAAGCAGGCGAGUAUGUUAUAUGCAGCACUAAUAAACGGGUUGCCGUUGCAUCUGGGCACGUUAUCAGUCAUGCUGGUAAUGAACUAGUUGUAUCCUUUGAACGUGACUUGUCGGCUAACUAUAGUGGGGAACAAUUCAUUCUCGAUCAGAACGUAUCUUUCAAAUCAUCAGGAUUCGAUUUAUCGAAUUUAGCUAAUCUCCUCAGCAACGAUGAGGCAGUGGCACGAUAUCGCAGGAUUAUUAUCGAUCGUGAAAUGCCGACUUUCUCAGAUGGAAUACUUUGCAAGUCGAUGAUUCCCACAGCCAAAGAAAUUCUAAAAAAAUUGAAUCGCCACCAAAAACAGGCAGCACUGAAAGCGGCUGCUACCGAGUCCUACUGUUUGUUAAAGGGUUUGCCUGGUACUGGGAAAACUCAGACUAUUGUUGGUCUGAUUCGGUUGUUAUCACUCCUUGGCCAAUCUGUUCUACUGACUAGCAACACGCAUUCUGCAGUUGACAAUAUAUUAAAAAGAUUACUACCUUUCCAAGAGCUAAGCUUCAUUCGACUAGGAGCAAUGGAUCGAAUCGACCCAUCUGUACGAUCAUUUGCAGAGUCAAAUCUAGCUGAGAACUGCACUAGCCCGGAAAAAUUGGCAGAGUUAUAUGGAAAGUUUCAAAUAGUCGCGGUAACAUGUAUGGGAACGGGUCAUCCAUUGAUCACUCAACGUGUAUUCGAUUAUUGCAUCGUAGAUGAAGCAACGCAAGUUUUUCAAGCUAGUAUCAUACGCCCUUUGCUGCGCUGUAAGAAAUUUCUGUUAGUAGGAGACCCAGAACAGCUUCCUCCUGUGGUUAAAUCUGCUACAGCACGGUCUCUUGGAGCUGCAGAAAGUCUGUUCCAUCGAUUGGAUCAGGAGGGUUCCUAUUGCAUACUUCCAACACAGUAUAGAAUGAAUCGCGUUUUAACGAAGUUAGCUAACGAUUUUACUUAUGACGGUAAACUGGUAUGUGGGAAUGACGUGGUAGCUAAUGCCACGCUCAAACUUCCCAAUCUGCAAACUGUUCGUAGGAUAUACGAAGUCGAAAGAUGGCUAAUGAAAGCGAUAUCAAACCAAAUGGACUUAUCGGCUGUCAUUGUGAAUACUGGUAAUACGUAUCAAUUAAAUACCAGCUAUCAGAAAUUGAACGAAACAACGUCCAAUAAUCGAUAUCGUGUUACGAAAAACUUUAUGAAAUGUACAAACAUUUCAGAAGCUGCACUGGUGGUAUACAUUUGCCAAGCAUUGCUUCAAGCUGGUGUUAAACGCGAAUCGAUUGGCAUAAUAGCACCUUUUCGUGCACAGGUGGAUUUAAUACGAAGCAAAAUACGGAAACUAGAUGGCAGAUAUAUGGCCAGCCAUGUUCAAGAUUUGCAGUUGCCCUCGAACGACGAUAUGAUAGGAAGUGAAAAAGAAGUUGUCGAAAACUAUGCAUCCUGCAUCGAGGUCAACACGGUGGACCAAUAUCAAGGAAAGGAUAAAAAGAUCAUAAUAUUUUCCUGUACAAAGACAACUGAACUUGCCACUGCGCCGGCGGCGCCUGAUUGUGAGGUCAGGACAGACAGCAGCACCUAUGAAAUUUUAAACGACAAACGGAGACUGACCGUGGCGAUCACUAGAGCACAAGAAAAAAUCAUUAUUAUUGGCGAUCGAGCAACACUUGAAUCGUAUACUACCUUUCGUAAGUUAUUUAAUGUGACAUGUAAAGCAAGCAACAUUCACGUUGUGGACAAAAAAGAUGGCUUUGAAUGGACCAAUGCGUUUGAAUUGCUUGCAACGUUGUCCGAAUGAAAGUUGCUUACUAUUUUUUUUUCUUCAAAUAUAUACAAUGUAAUACGAAUGA
This is a messenger RNA of Anopheles funestus (African malaria mosquito), 3678 nucleotides long. RefSeq names its product DNA replication ATP-dependent helicase/nuclease DNA2 (gene Dna2). The record is from RefSeq and is a predicted model, not a curated record. Gene Ontology annotation, molecular function: single-stranded DNA helicase activity; 5'-flap endonuclease activity. The transcript is spliced from 9 exons. Gene Ontology annotation, cellular component: cytoplasm. Lineage: Eukaryota; Metazoa; Arthropoda; Insecta; Diptera; Culicidae. Gene Ontology annotation, biological process: replication fork reversal. Bases 165 to 3626 code for a protein of 1153 amino acids.